CAAGCCCAGCCCUUCAGGUCCCGAAACAGGUUGCAUGACACACUCGGGUGGGGCUUUUUUUUUUCUCGUUUAAUCUGGAAGGCUGUCCACACCACACCUAUUGACACACGCACACUCUCUCUCUGCGCAAAGACGCACAGGACGCUCUAACAAUCCCACGGACCGCUCGCGCUCCUUUCUUCAAAAAAAGAAAAGAAAACACCGCUCCGCACACUCCGAUCCUCGGUCAUGUUUCGCUGCGGGAUCGCCUACCCUCGGUGCAGGUGGAUCGUGCCCCUGCUGCUGCUCUUCGCCAUUAUUUUUGACAUUAUCGCCAUCGCGGCCACGUCGGGAUGGGUCGAGGACGAGGAGGGCAAAUCCCACUACGCCAGUAUGUGGGAAGAGUGCCGCGGCAGGAACGACAACUGGGACUGCAGGUCGCUCAUGGAGUUCUCUUGGGCCCAGGCAGUGGCUGCUCUGAUGAUCAUCGGCCUCAUCAUCCUCAUCAUCGCCUUCAUCAUCGCCUGUGUGGCUCUGUGCUGCACGCUCAACCUCAAUCUCCUGCCUUUCAUUGGAGUUUUGCUGAUUAUUGUUGUGGUUAUCCAGAUCAUCGCUCUCAUCAUCUACCCCGUCAAAUUCAACGAGGAGCUGUUCGAGGGCCACUAUUACUACACCUGGGCCUACGGCUUCGGCUGGGGAGCCACCAUCCUCUGCAUCGGCUGCGCCGUCCUCUUCUGCUGCCUGCCGCGCUACGAGGAUGAGCUGACCGGCCUGGCCAAGACCAAAUACCUUUAUUCCUCCGCCUAAAUACUAAGCCUGCACCCCCCCCCACCCACUAACAGACAUUUCCACUCUGAGCUGGAUCGGCGCUGGCCAAUGAAGAUUUUUACACUACCAUUUCAUCAAAGAUCCACGAUGGCUCAGUUCAGUUCGGUUAGAUUUGGCUCGGCAGUGGGGAAAAACACCUCCAGUCCGAAGCGAGAGGUGCUUCUUACUGGAAGUGGACUGUAAUUGGAUGUCGCAUCUGCUUUAAUGUACAAACCAUAGUCUUCAUCCUAGAAAGAAAAUAAACAGUUUUUUACCAUUCUGCAUUUGAGUGAGACAUCUUCCUCCUCAUCUUCCUUCCAUCUUCUUCAUUUUACCUGGACUUUUUACCAGUAAUUCUCAAUGCAAGAUCACCUAAGUGCACUUAACCUAAGGGAAUUAAUAAUGUGUAAAGCAUAGCAUUUUAUUUUAUAACGACCUUGGUAGAAGAGAAGUUUGUACUAAAACUUGCACAGGGUGCAAAAUGAAUCAUUAAUCAUAAUUUGGUUUUGUCCCAUGUGUUACAAUUAAUUUCAAUGUGUCUUUUACACUGUAUGUGGUUGUGUGUGCAAAGGCUUGGAGUCAGAAGAUGAAUGUAAUCUACACAUAUGGAAAUGUGGUUUAACAGUUGCGUUUGCACGUUUUUAGGAUUUAUUAUUUUUGGAUAAUUCUUAUCUGCUGUCACUCACUUACUACCAAAGGGGUUUAACUGUGGGAGUUUGCUGUGCUGUCUUUGUAUCUGUUCUGAGCACUAACAGUACACUUGUUGAGUAGACACAGGAUGUGACAUUUUAUUGACUUGACUGCAGUUGUUUCAUCUCUGGAAGCAAAUUCAGAUGGAUUUCCAAUAAACUUGAUAAUCUUUCGUGUAAAUUUAGAAAAAACUGUCAAAAUGGUGUAUUAAAGGGACCAAUAUGAACUCUGAAUCUCCUUUUUCAUGUCUUGUUGCCUCCAAAGUAGAGAGUGCAUCCAGAGAGAAGACUUUCCGUGAGAAAAGAUUAAAAGAGGGACCAAUCAUGUAUUUUCUUAAAGCCCUGUGCAGACAUACUGUGUGUAAAACCGGUGCCUUAGCUUCUUUGGUGUUGUGUUUAUGAAUGUGACCAUGUUUAAUCCCUGUCAACAGUUACAUUUCUCUCCAUGCUAAAACCAAAUUAUUGCCCAAACCAGACCUAGUUAUAUUGUUUCUAUUACAUUUCUAAAGGAAAACUGUUCAAUCAAGAGUCAACAUCCAUAAAAGAAAACAUGCUUUUACUUUCUACUUUUUUAGAAUUAAAUCACUAUAUGGGUAUAUAAUGUACUAUAGAGAAUGUGUUAUUAACAUUCACCCACUUCUGGAAAUCACGCGUCUGUUUCUCUGCUGUCGUAUGAAUUGAUUAUUUUUCGGUAGUUUGUGUGUUUUUAUGCAAUAAAAAGUUUUUUGUUUU
This is a messenger RNA of Cyclopterus lumpus (lumpfish), 2207 nucleotides long. It is a transcript of the gene perp, whose product is annotated as p53 apoptosis effector related to pmp22. Gene Ontology annotation, biological process: cell-cell adhesion. NCBI's taxonomy places the organism in Eukaryota, Metazoa, Chordata, Actinopteri, Perciformes, Cyclopteridae. Gene Ontology annotation, cellular component: membrane; cell-cell junction. Bases 229 to 786 code for a protein of 185 amino acids. The transcript is spliced from 3 exons. The record is from RefSeq and is a predicted model, not a curated record.